AUGGGAGACCACUCGACUUCAUCGUCUGGCACGCCAGUCAAUUCACACCCGCCGCCGCCGACUGUCCAGGACUUUCAAGAGCCUUUCAUCGCGCCCAACUCGCGACCGGCGGCUUCACGCUCACCAUCUCGAUCAAAUGACGAUGCUUCUGCGCGAGCUCAGCCGCGAGGCACUCGAUCACGAGCCAACUCACGUCCCGUUGUCCACCAACCGCAACAACCAAUUAAAGAUGUUGUCAAUACCGCGUUCGACAACUCGUCGACCGCGAAUGAGCUCGAUCCGGCGUUUAUGAAGCGACUCACCGAGCAGGUCACAGAGCAGGUGAUCAAGACGCUACAGUCGUCCAACAUCGCCAUACCUCCAUCACCUGCCAUAUUUCCGAUCGACGUCCCUCUGCGAUCGCCAUCGCAAAGCUCGCCAAUGCAGCACUCGACCGACUCCUUUCCUCCCAGGUUCACUCCGCCUUCACCAUUACAUGAUCGCGAUGCUGGUCUAGGACCCUCGAACGAACGCGCGCCGUCUGAUGCUGGUAGCAACUACAGUAGACGGAGCUGGGAGAGCGAGGAGAGCAGAGAAAGUCAGCAAAGUACUCAGAGUAGCAAGGAGACACCUCGGGCUUCGCAUGUGGGAGCGCCACCACGCAGAAGCAAGACCAUUGGCUCAACGAGCACGGGAGAGCCCGCAUUACAUACGAACAAGUCGCAAUCACGGCGGAGAGACAGUGGAGCAGAUGCAACAGCUCGAGUAAGAGAGGCGGCUGCAUAUUUCAACGAUGCAUCACAGAGAACUCAGCGCCCGGCCUCGGUUCCCGAGGAUGAGGAGACCACCACGCUGGAGAAAAUCUGGCAGCCACUGUUUGACGGUACUGGAUCUCCGACUAAACGGUUAGGCCAAUUCUUGAGGGGUUUGGCCAAACACUUGAUAGAAGACUACGAACCGAAAGGAAGUCUUGUGGUGACGCCUCCGAAGAUGCUCCAGUUCUUGAACGAGACAAAGACUGCCAAGGAGUAUUACCCGUGGGAUGUCAUUUUUGGAGGCAAGCUCUCAUCUGCGUCAAUUUCCAUUAUGUAUCGGAAAAUGCUUUGCCAGCAUCAUCUGGUCCAGCAACAACCUCAGGAGCCGCCUAGCACUCCUGGCUUGACUCCCGUCGGCUUCGAAGCAUUCAUGACAUGCGUGAUUCAAGCGCACCCAGACACGGAGUUCGAGCGAUUGGCGAAAGCAGUCCAAAACAUGCCAAUCUCAAACGCUGAUGACAAGUCUGAACGAUUUCCAAAGGAGUUGCCCAGAAGACUCCUGCCACGACAGCCAAAUGUUCAGGCAGAGCAAAGGCUGAUCUCCAGUCUCAAUCACGAGCCGGUCCACGUCCCGCUUCAAAGAGGUGCAUUUGCCAUGCCGCCACCUCCUCCGGUUCCGCCUUUGCAAAGCCUCUUCGUCGAACGGGAGCGCAAUCCGUACUCGCAGGCGUCGCAGCAGUCAAAUGCGUUCGACGACGAGGAUAUCAGCCCACCGGCCGUUCCAAUCGAGCGCGAGCGAAAGCCAUACUUUGGGAAGGAGGGUAUGGGCAAGAAAUAUGAAGCCGGCGAUGAGCGAGACUCGCGAGACUACAAUCGACCAGCAACCAGCCAAUACAGACCGGAAGCGAGCGGCAGUCGUUCCUCGCGCGCCAACAAUCCUGCAUCCUCUGCCCUCCCGACGGAAUAUAGCAGUAUUCCGUCGUCCACCAGGAGCCAUAGAAUGUCUAUUGGUGCACAUUCGGGCGCUGGAGGAAAGAGUUCUCGACGUUCGCCACCACGUGGCGGAUUCGCUCGUAGCGAUCCCAUAGACGUCGGGGCUAUUCCACCUUCGCAGUAUGCCUCUAAUCUCUAUGGAACGUCAUUUGGCGCUCGCGAUCGCUUCACUGAGGACUUGGACGAUGACGUUGCUCGUCCACACAAUGUUCGUCGCCCAGCAGACAGGCACGCGAGUGCCACUGAGGACGAAUACAGCAAUAGUCGUCCGAUCCCUCCACGCAAUAAUCCGCCACCAAAUCCAUCCGGCUACGACUCAGCAUACGCAUCAGGAGGUCCACCACCACCCAACGGCAACUUUCCACAUAGGAAUAGCGGAAGCGCGCAGGAAGGCGAACGACGACGAAGCUGGUACCAGAGCAUGCCUCCUGGCUCUGGUUCCAUGGCGCCUGGGGGAGGAGGCUCUGAUGGCUACGGAAGUUACGCAGGCAAUGGUCCAAUGUACGGCGCUUCGGGGCACUAGAGAGGCCGCGAAAGCUCGGGGAGUGGCAGUCUUGCUCCUUCGUCUCGUCAAAAUAGCGGCGACGACAUUGCUGGCGGCAUGUACAGCCCGUUGCCAGCUCGCUUCUUGGCUCCCGCUUUUGCGAGAAGACACAGCGGCGAGAGUCAUCCUCCGACCGGCAGCAGAACUUCCACGCCUCCGCUAAGCUUUCGAGGCGGGAUCCUGUCGGGAGGAAGCCAGACUCCGCCAAUGUCAUUUACCGGGCUUUAU
This is a messenger RNA of Zymoseptoria tritici IPO323, 2499 nucleotides long. RefSeq lists its product as uncharacterized. Lineage: Eukaryota; Fungi; Ascomycota; Dothideomycetes; Mycosphaerellales; Mycosphaerellaceae. The coding region runs from base 1 to 2250 and encodes 749 amino acids. The transcript has a single exon. The record is from RefSeq and is a predicted model, not a curated record.